AAAGAUGGGUUCUUUAAAAAACCCUUAAUUUUAACCAGCAUAAUUUCUUUACUGGCAAUAGCAAAAAGGCAGUAAUAGUAAUAAACCAUCAGCGUUAUUUUUCAAGUGUCUUUUUUAACAAGGGUUAAUCAACAGUAAAAUUAACAGGCCCCUGGAGGGAGCUACCAGCAGCCCGUUCUGACUCACAGACUGAAAUUUAUUGCAGCAAGAAACUCAUUUGCAUUUCCUCGCGCAUGCAGAAAGACACACUAACAGAAGAUGUUUGUAGGGAAAAGGGGUGGAGAGCAGGGAGGAACACAGGCCAGUGAAGUUGGUUUGGUUAUAAAGAGCUAGGGAGGAAAGAGAGGCAGCAUUUCAGCCCGCAUCUGGGUCUUCAGCGGACUCUGCGAUGGCAGUCAGAAAAGCUGAGUCACUGCAUUACUCCAUAGGGCUCUUGGGCAUUUCCGCAGGAUCACUCUUGCUGGCAGUGCAUUUCUACAGUUUACCCAGAGCAGCCCCCGUGAUCCCCAGCACAGCUUUAGGAAUCCUUCUGUUGAUUUUAUCAUCGCUUUUGGCGUAUGCAGGAAUUCGGAGAAGCCAAAGAGAUGCGUCCCUGUUCUUGUCCCUCUGCCUGACCAUCUCAGUGUUCUGGUGCGGCUACGGAGUGGUCUUCAUCCUGGAAGGGCAAGGAGUUUUGAACGACACCGGUGAUUUCCGCAAUGCCUUGGUGCCUGGCCUGGUCACGUUUACUUUGGCACUGCUCAUUAUCGCAGUGGUGGGCUUCCUUAGCAGAGAGGCCGUCCUAGCUCUGAUUGCUUCUGCCAUCUCGCUCGCCAGUGCUCAUGAAGUCGCCGUGCACUAUAGCACGUCUUUUGGUUCCUCUGCUGUGGCUUGCAAUUAUAUGAUUGUCUGCUUGGUUGGUGGCUAUUUUGCUCUGGGAAGGAUUGUUUAUUUCCUCUCCAAAGAGAAAAUUACCCUCCCCGGCACAGAUCUGGCCAAGAAUAAGGCCUAUGAGCAGAUCCAGCCCACCAGUGGUAGCAUGAAUCAUUUUGCGGUUUUCGGUGUCAUCCUGAACAUGCUGUCUGCCAGUGUCUUUGGCUGCAGGCUCCUGGGCGUCACUAGCAAACUUUUUAUCGGACAAGUGCCCUGGCUGUGGGCAGCUGGGGUCUACCAGAUUGGAGUCUGCGUUUUGUCGUACCGUGCAAUGGAUAUACUAAUGGCUACCUUCUUCGGUUUCACUUCCAUCCUGAAAUUAGCAGGAGGCUAUUGCCUUCUAUACCCAGUCUGGCAAACAGAGGAACCAUCCUUCCCGACCCCAUUCCUCGUGGUUUUUUCAAUCCUUUUUGCUGUCUUGGCUCCUUUUCUCACUCUUAAGAGCCUGGUGGAUGGCCUGUAUUUGCUGUUUUAUGUGGCCUACUGCAUUGCGUUAGCUUGCCGUCCCAAGGGAUUUUUCGAAGGUGGACCCCAAGGUGUGGAUGUGGCCAUCUUUGUGGCCUCAGCCUUGAUGGCUCUGAUUCACCUGUACAAUGUGAAAGCAGGCACCAAAAUCCCGGUUGGGCAGGGUGUUGUGAAGGCCCUGCUUGCUCGCAGCAGUUUCCUGAAGCUUCGUGAAGGGGCAGACCUUCACACUCCCUACCUAGGGUACUCCAAGUACGCCGAUGCAGAAGUACUUGGCUAUGCGUGCAGCGUCCUUGCUUCUUUUGCUAUAACAAUGACAGGGGACCCACAGGCUCCGCUCGCUACUGUUGUAAUCCCGUGGGUGGUGGUAGCUGGUGGGAUCCUUAAGUUUCUAGGUGGCUCAGUGGCCUUUGCCCGGGGUAAAACCCUGGAGAGCAGUGCCUUCAUUCUCUAUGCUGUCAUGUGGAUCAUCUGGGGCUUGGCAAGAUAUGGUGGCCUCUACGGCAUGACCAGAAGCUUCCACACAGCAGUAGGCAUCGUUGCUUUCAUGCUUUUCAACGGCUUCAUUGUCUUCUGCACGCUCUUCUUAAACAUCGCCUGGUUCUUUUACUCCCUCACUUUCUUGCUCAUUGCUGUCAGCUUCCUGCUGGAUGCUGUUGGUGCUCUUCCAGUUGGCUAUGACAUUGCUGCUACUGUCAUCUUUGGUCUGGUCAGCUUUUACUGCUUCCUGUCUGCGCUUUUCAACAGCAUCUUUGAGGGCUCCUGCUUGCCGAUGGGUAGGCCCCUUGUGCAGCUCAGUGGUGUGGGGGGAGGAAUGACCAAGUGCCUUCACCUGCCUGCCAGGAAAGCUUCCUCACUCAAGAGAAUUGCAGAUAUCCUGAAGAACGGAGGGACUUGUGGCAUCCCCACAGAUACUGUAUAUGUGCUCGUGGCAGCCUGUAAUCGGCCUGAUGCUGUGGAGAAAGCUCACCGCUCCAAGCGCCAGGCUCAGGAGCGCCCCAUGUCACUCUGGAUUUCUAGCCUGAAGCAACUGGAACCUGCAAAGCACUUGUUCAGCCCCCUCCUCUGGGACUUCAUGGAAGCUGCCUGGCCAUCUCCAAUUAGCUUGGUGGUUCCCAGAGGUGCAUGGGUGGACUUCCUGGGGAUGAAGGACUCUGCUAAAUACGUCGGUACCCCUCAGAGCAUUGCCGUCCGCAUCCCUGAUUGCUCCGUCACCACACACCUCAUCGACCUGGUUGGCCCCAUUGUGGUCACGUCAGCUAACCCAACAGGAGAGGCAGACACAACACACCACAACCAAGUGUACGCCAAGCUGGGAGAUAAGGUGGAUGCAGUUCUUUGCGAUGGUCCUUCUCCAGAGAAUAUUGCCUCUACUGUUGUGGACUGUACCAAAAUUGACAGUGGAAAUAUAGGAUUCUUCAGAGUUGGUAUCAUCCCCAAGUCUCAGGUGCUGCAGAUACUGGAGCAGGUGCAGAAGAAACACUCUCCGGUUCCUGGCAGUGGUACCGGGACCCCAAAAGGCCAGGAAGAACACCCAAACCACAGCCAUGCCGUACGAAAUGGGGUGGGCACGGCUGCCCCAGCAGCCAGAGCCCCGGUGCACUCCGCUGAUAGGCACCACACUCGUCUCUGACUCCGUGCAGUCAGCGUGAGGGUGGAAUUACCAUUUUGAUGACUCCAAUUGUAUCUCCUUGGAAGUGCUGGAGCAUUAUGGAAGAUCCUCCCUUCUCGUUUUAUCUUCUGCAGAGUAUGGAUUUCAGAAGAAUCGUAUGCACUGCGUUUGAAGAUGCUAGAAGCUGGUCUGUUGCCUUUUAGCAUAACUGAACAUACUUCACAGUACAUUUCCUCCAGAGUGCAGACUUUGUACAAGAGUGGUAACUGACCUGGAGGAAGUAACAAGAAGUUUCAAACCAACAUGAAGAGUUUUCUUUGGCAAAAUCUGCCUGGCCAUGCAGUUAGUGGCUUGUUUACCCUCUGAAAACUGUUGAUAUUACUCUUACCUGACUCAGGUGCAAGGUGCUGAUCAAACUGCAGCUGAAACCAAUGAAUAAUCUUAUUGAUUUCACCUGAAGUGCUAUUGGACUUGAGCAUAAAUGCUGUGCAGUCAGAGAAGCUAAACCUCUGUGAACUGUGGCAAAACCAUGCCUUCUCAGCUUGUUCUUUACAGAACUGGCUCUCUUCCUGCAGAGAAAGAAAAUGUCAGAUAAUUGAGUUUGUGAACUCAUUUUGCCAGUCCACUUACUGUAUCUCUUUGGUGUUUAUUAAAACUGACUUAGAGAAAUCAAUAAAAUAUUUUCAAUAAACUGUCA
This is a messenger RNA of Oxyura jamaicensis (ruddy duck), 3686 nucleotides long. RefSeq lists its product as uncharacterized. Gene Ontology annotation, molecular function: double-stranded RNA binding; nucleotidyltransferase activity; tRNA binding. Bases 389 to 3010 code for a protein of 873 amino acids. Gene Ontology annotation, biological process: regulation of translational fidelity. The transcript has 10 exons. The record is from RefSeq and is a predicted model, not a curated record. Gene Ontology annotation, cellular component: cytoplasm. NCBI's taxonomy places the organism in Eukaryota, Metazoa, Chordata, Aves, Anseriformes, Anatidae.